Messenger RNA from Sphenostylis stenocarpa, 218 nucleotides. The record is from the annotation of a GenBank genome assembly. NCBI's taxonomy places the organism in Eukaryota, Viridiplantae, Streptophyta, Magnoliopsida, Fabales, Fabaceae.
CUAAUCAUGGAGUUGCACUUUUUGCUAAAGUGAUAGAGAAUCAAGCCCUUGUUCUCCAAAAUAUUUCUUUGAUCGAGAAGGCCAAGAUCAUAAAGAUCUCGAUUUCAGCCAUUGAACAAAAAGUUGCACUAGCCAAAGUGGAGCUCAAGGUCACAAAGGAAGAGAUGAUAAAUGCUGAAAUAAGAUUUACCAAAUUACAAAGGUUAUAUGACAAAUAG